AGCCCACUGACUGCCUCGGUAGCGCGGGCAGAGGCUGGACGGAGUUGACGGGAACGCGCAGUGCCAUAAGUUAACGGGAAAGAGAUCUCUGCUGUCAAACCGACCUCCGCCUCACUUCUGAUAGCUGCCCUCAGAGCUUUCUGUGGCUCCGACUGACUCCCCACCUUUCCAGCAUUCUCUUUCUUUUUCAUAGUCUCCCUGUUUUUCUCUCUCUCCUUCUUUCUCUCCAUACCAGUACAAACAGCUUUCUGGACGAUUUUAACGGACACRUCGUGGAACGUUUUUUUUGUUGCGUUUACAAGCUGUGAUUAUUUUCUUCACCAACACCAAUUGACUGAUGACAUUUUAAUGUGUACUUUUUUCGGUGUCUGAUGACUUAUUGAUUUUUCGGGGUUAAAUAUUAUGCGGGCUCUACCCUCGAGCUGCGCCCUGAGAGGGAUCCCAUGAGUUCCGCUAAGUGUGACAAGACCCCACGGUGCGCUUGGACAUUUCGGAGUACUACUUGCUCGUGCGCGCCCUGCAACCAUGGAGCGGUCACGYGUCGGUCUGCUGUUCCUCGCGCUCUGCCUUUUACGUGUGAAAGUCAGCGGGAGAAAUCCCACGUGUCACUUCCUCUGGGAGCUGCAGAGGGCAGAGCUAGUAUGUCAUUAUGAGCUGAAGAAACAAUCCAUGGAGCCUGCAGGCUGUGGUGGCCUAUGGGACAACAUUUCGUGUUGGGCCCCAGCAGCAGUAGGGGAAGAGGUGACUCUCUCCUGCCCCCCUGCUCUCACACACCUCUUCGGACGACAAGGCAACAUCAGUAGGAACUGUACCGAGGCUGGCUGGUCUGACGUCUACCCCAGCCUCAGCACUGUCUGCUGGUCCAGUGACAACAAACCCAACAUGCUGCUGUUCUACUCGGUGGUGAAGACUCUGUACACUCUGGGCCACAGUCUCUCCCUCAUCGCUCUCAUCACCUCUACACUCAUUCUCUGUCUGUUCAGGAGGCUCCACUGUACUAGGAACUACAUCCAUGUGAACCUGUUUGUGUCGUUCAUCUUGCGAGCUGUGGCCGUGCUGGUUAAAGACUCUGUUAUCUUCUCCCAUAAUGAAAACACUGACUGUAGCACGCAGCCCUCACUGGUGAGAUUCCCACUGUAUAUUGCAAAAUGUAUGCCAAUGUCUGUCUCCAAGUACUGUCUCCAAUAUCUGUCUCCAAUGUCUGUCUCCAAGGACUGUCUCCAAUAUCUGUCUCCAAUGUCUGUCUCCAAUAUCUGUCUCCAAGGACUGUCUCCAAUGUCUGUCUCCAAUGUCUGUCUCCAAGGGCUGUCGCCAAUGUCUGUCUCCAAUGACUAUCUCCAAUGUCUGUCUCCAAGGACUGUCUCCAAUGUCUGUCUCCAAGGACUGUCUCAAAUGUCUGUCUCCAAGGGCUGUCGCCAAUGUCUGUCUCCAAUGACUAUCUCCAAUGUCUGUCUCCAAGGACUGUCUCCAAUGUCUGUCUCCAAUGUCUGUCUCCAAUGUCUGUCUCCAAUGUCUGUCUCCAAUAUCUGUCUCCAAUGCUGGGAGAGGAAUGACAUCCCCACCCCUUGGAGGGUGAUCAACUGGCCCAUAAUGGCGUCUGUGAUAAUCAACUUUGUUCUUUUUAUCAGUAUCAUCCGUAUUCUAGUCCAGAAACUACGCUGCUCUGACAUGGGCGGGAACGACCAAUCACAAUACAGGCGUCUGGCUAAGUCCACCCUGCUGUUGAUCCCUCUCUUUGGAGUCAACUACAUGGUGUUUGUCUACCUGGUGGAGACAGAGAGCGAUGGGAUGGAGGAGUACAAGAUUCUGUUUGACCUGGUACUGGGGUCCUUCCAGGGCCUGAUGGUAGCCAUCCUCUACUGCUUCCUCAACACCGAGGUCCAGGGGGAGCUGAAGUUGAAGUGGAGGAGUGUGUCGUUGAAGCGCUACAUGUGGAGGGACUACCGUCUACACAGGGGGUCAAUCAGCCAUAACGGGACUGAUAACUCCACCCACUUCCAGCGUAACUCCAGAGCCCAAUCCAUCCUGCAGACAGAGACCACCUCACUGUGACACGACAGUAGUUCCAGCACCUCACUGUGACACGACAGUAGUUCCAGCACCUCACUGUGACACGACAGUAGUUCCAGCUGUGUAACCCCGGACUCUUUCUUUGACCCCGAAAGUAGAUCUGGGUUCAAUCAACCAGUCAAUCAAACAAUACAAGUUGAGGUGAAACUGAAAAGAGGAACAUUUGUAACAGAGAUAGAGAUAUUUCAAGAUAUUUGCUUGUUUGAUAAACGGAUUAACUUUUACCACAGUGCCAA
Molecule: messenger RNA, 2306 nt
Organism: Salvelinus sp. IW2-2015
Lineage: Eukaryota; Metazoa; Chordata; Actinopteri; Salmoniformes; Salmonidae
Source: RefSeq, a predicted model, not a curated record